Molecule: messenger RNA, 2367 nt
Organism: Closterium sp. NIES-65
Lineage: Eukaryota; Viridiplantae; Streptophyta; Zygnematophyceae; Desmidiales; Closteriaceae
Source: the annotation of a GenBank genome assembly
AUGGUGCUAAAUCGUACAAUGAUUGCGCGAAUGGCGGCGGCGGUGGCGGUGUGGAUGGGGUGUGCGGGCGUGCUGGCGGGGAUCGUGGCGUGGAGGGUGCAGAAGGGCUUCGACGACAAUCGCAAGGCGGAGCUCGACACAUGGUGCGCCGGUCGCGCGCGCUCGCUGCAGCAGCAGUUCAUGCUCACCGCGGACCACGUUCAGCGGAGUCGCAUGGAAGGGCGUGCCGAGCCUUGCACCAUGGGGCUGGCCAGUGUGGUGGUGGGGGGGGGGGGGGGGGACAGCACACAAGGAUCCUCUGUGGCAGUGGCAGGGGCUGUUGUGGGGAGCAUGCACCCCCUCAGGCUGUGCGCUGUGCACUUGCUUGCUGCAGCUGCUGCAUGCGUCCCCCAUGCCACCAUCACCCCAUGCCACCAUCACCCCAUGCCACCAUCACCCCAUGCCACCAUCACCCCAUGCCACCAUCACCCCAUGCCUCCAUCACCCCAUGCCACCAUCACCCCAUGCCACCAUCACCCCAUGCCACCAUCACCCCAUGCCUCCAUCACCCCAUGCCACCAUCACCCCAUGCCACCAUCACCCCAUGCCACCAUCUCCCCAUGCCACCAUCACCCCAUGCCACCAUCUCCCCAUGCCACCAUCACCCCAUGCCACCAUCGUUCCAUGCCACCAUCUCCCCAUGCCACCAUCAACCCAUGCCACCAUCACCCCAUGCCACCAUCACCCCAUGCCACCAUCACCCCAUGCCACCCCGUCCCCACCCACUCAUCUCCGCUCCACCUCAUUCCACUCCGCUCCGCCCAUCCCAACCCACGCACACGUGCGUGCAUGAUGCAUCAGGCGCUGGAGGGGCUGGCGGUGGUGUUUGGGGGGGUGCAGGAGGACCCAUGGGUGGUGAACAGCAGCCUCACUCAGAGGAGCUUCGCCAACUACAUCUUGCGCACGCAGCCCGCCCGCCCCUGGGUGCACUCCGUCGCCUACAUUUGCCUUGUCAACGGCCCCGACAGGGCGACCUUUGAGCGGCGUGUGGGGUGCGUGCUGGUGGACACGUCGUACCAGCCAUGCCCGCCCGCCGACUGGUACAUGGACGUGCGCCUGUGGUUCGACGCCUUCCACCCCUUCAACCGCACCGAGUCCGCCACCUAUUGCCUCGACAGCCGGCAGCAUCCCACGUAUGGGGCGCAGCUGAACCGCGUGAAGGAAACUCCCGAGAAGAUGCUCGCGGAGCCCACCGUGCUCACCAAUGGGCAUCCAGGCAUGGGUGAGCGGGCAGGGCUGUUAACUGGGCUCAUCUCAAGCACUCUCACACACCUCUAUCCCUUGUGCCCUCUUUCUCCCUUUUAUUCCUCCUGGCCCCCCUCUCGUUCUUUUUUUGUGGGUUUUCUCUGUUUCAGUCUUCCCUCCUCCCCCCUUUCCCAAUUCCCUUUUAUUGCAUUUGGUUUUAUGCCUCUCCGUGUUGCCCAUUGCCUCUCCGAGCCGAGUCCUCUAGGCAUGAUGCUCCCGAUCUUCAAGGGCAACGUGACGGCAGCAUCAUCGUUGCAAGAGAGGCAGGCAGCACUCAUGGGCGUGUUUGCAGCGAUGGUGGAUUUCACCCGUCUUGCCGACUUCAUCGAUCUCGAAGUGCUGCUGCAAGGCAUGGAGUACUCUCUGGAGAUGUAUGACGUCACGGCCACGGAUGUGCUCCCCGGCUCCUCCACCCCGCUGGGCCCGCGCCUGCUGUACGGGGCGGGCGACCUGCCUCAAGGCAACCCCAUGCACGUCAACAAGCUCAUUCCGCCGUCCAACGAGACCAUGCUGCAGCCACACCGCCACAAGGCCGUGCACCACAUCAACCUCACCGACUCAUCAAGAACGUACCAGCUCUGGUGCCGCCCUCCCACUCACAGCCCUCCCACUCACACCCCUCCCACUCACACCCCUCCCACUCACAGCCCUCCCACUCACUCCCCUACCACUCACACCCCUCCCACUCCCACUCACACCCCUCCCACUCACUGCCCUCCCACUCACAACCCUCCCACUCACAACCCUCCCACUCACAACCCUCCCACUCACAACAACCCUCCCACUCACAACCCUCCCACUCACAACCCUCCCACUCACAACAACCCUCCCACUCACACCCCUCGCACUCACAACCCUCCCACUCACAACAACCCUCCCACUCACACCCCUCCCACUCACAACCCUCCCACUCACAACAACCCUCCCACUCACACCCCUCCCACUCACAACCCUCCCACUCACAACAACCCUCCCACUCACAUCCCUCCCACUCACAACCCUCCCACUCACCAAUUCAUCACGGAGUUGCCAGCUCUGGCGCCCGCGAGUCGCUUCUUCAGAUGCAUUGCUCUUCCUCCUUGA